Molecule: messenger RNA, 936 nt
Organism: Penicillium paradoxum
Lineage: Eukaryota; Fungi; Ascomycota; Eurotiomycetes; Eurotiales; Aspergillaceae
Exons: 5
Coding region: 1-936 (311 amino acids)
Molecular function (GO): phosphoglycolate phosphatase activity; alkaline phosphatase activity
Source: RefSeq, a predicted model, not a curated record
AUGACGCAAGAAACCUCUCAAAUCGUACCCCGCUACUUGACCGGCGAUAAGGCCGGUCUCCAGGAGUUCCUGGCCAAGUUCGAUGUAUUCCUCUUCGACUGUGAUGGCGUCCUAUGGUCCGGUGACCACCUCUUCCCUGGAACGGUCGAGACACUAGAGCUUCUCCGCAACAAUGGAAAGCAAGUCGUUUUCGUGACGAAUAACAGCACCAAGUCGCGCGCAGAUUACCGCAAGAAGCUUGAAGGCUUGGGCAUUCCCAGCACAGUGGAAGAAAUCUUCUCCUCCUCGUACAGUUCCUCGAUAUACAUUUCCCGCAUCCUCCAACUCCCCGAAAACAAGCGCAAAGUCUACGUGAUUGGCGAGACAGGCAUUGAGCAAGAACUCCGCUCUGAGAAUGUCCCCUUCAUUGGCGGCACAGACCCCGCAUACCGCCGCGACGUUACGCCCGAGGACUACAAGAAGAUCGCCGCGGGCGAUGAAUCCAUGCUGGACCCCGAAGUCGGUGUUGUCCUCGUUGGCCUCGAUUUUCACAUGAAUUACCUCAAGAUCGCGCUGGCAUACCACUACAUCAGACGCGGAGCUGUUUUCCUUGCCACGAAUAUUGACUCCACUUUGCCGAACUCCGGGACUCUCUUCCCCGGUGCUGGAUCUAUGAGUGCACCGCUGAUUAUGAUGUUGAAUCAGGAGCCUGUUGCACUUGGGAAACCUAGUCAAGCCAUGAUGGAUUCCAUUGAGGGCAAGUUUAAGUUUGAUCGGAGCCGGGCCUGCAUGGUCGGUGAUCGGGCCAACACGGAUAUUCGUUUCGGACUUGAGGGAAAGCUUGGCGGCACACUUGGUGUUUUAACCGGCGUUUCUUCCAAGGAUGACUUUGUUUCUGGAGACGUUAGGCCUCAUGCUUACUUGGACAAGCUUUCUGAUUUGCUGGGCUCGCAGUAG